CUCCGUAUGGGCCUCGGCGGCGGCCAUGGGCGAAGCGGAGAGCUCGGCCGGGGCCGCGGAGGUGAAGCCCCCCUCCUCUGGCCUGGGCCCUGGGCCUGCUCCGGCUGCGAUGGAGCCCGGGUCUCAAGCAUCGUCGGAGGACGCGGCGGCGGCUGCGGCGGUCGUGAUGGCGGCCACGUCCGCGGCUCCUCCGCCGCCGCCGCCCCCUCCGCUGCUGCCUGUGCCGGUGGUGUGGAGCCCCGAAGUGGAGGUGUGCCUCUUCCACGCCAUGCUGGGCCACAAGCCCGUCGGUGUGAAUCGCCAUUUUCAUAUGAUCUGUAUCCGAGAUAUUAGUCAGAAUAUCGGGAGGCAAAUUUCUUCCAAAGUUAUCUGGGAUCACUUGAGCACGAUGUAUGACAUGCAGGCACUGCAUGAUUCAUGUCGGGAGAUUCUUCCUUUCCCCAACUCGGAAAAAAACUUCAUCCUCCCUGAAGAAAUCAUUCAGGAAGUAAAAGAAGGUAAAGUAAUGAUUGAAGACGAUAUGAAGGAAGAAAUAAAGGAAGAGAUGGAAGCGCACUCAGCUGCCGAAGAAGUAUAUGCUUCCCUGGGGAACCUGACAAAGGCCACCGAAAAACGCAGCAAAGAGAAGGAAAGGAGUUCCUCGGAGUCUGGAUCCAAAGAAGGAGGAGAUAAGAGGAAGCGGAACAGAGUCACAGAGAAGGUCUUAAAUGCAAACAGCCAUCCCUCCAGUCCCAGUGCGGCCAAAGGCGCAGGACAUAAAAAAGAAGGCAUAACAACUCUGGAGCAUAUCCUGCAGUCUGGACCAGGAAAAAGUGUAGUGUCCCCAGCUAGCCCAUCAGUGUCGAAUGGGGGAGACAAAGUGAGAUAAACUGGUCAUCACCCCUCUAAAGGAAGCAAUCGGUAGCUUUUGUCUUCCAAAUUUAGGAAGAGAGGGAGGCUUUACAGCAAAUGCCAAACAAGUCCGACAUUUCAUUUUUGCCGCAAAUGCAAACUACGUACUUAAGUCUCACAACUGGAUCCGUGGGAACCAAGGAGCAUCGGUUUUUUUUUUUAAUUUAAAUUUUUAUAGAGACUUCUGUGUUUUGAACUGGAGUGGCUCACCUUGGCGACUGCGGCACAAUUUUUGAUAAGCGGAAUCGGAACCUGCCAAAAGCAGCUGAGUUUUAUACAUCCUGGGAUCAGUCAGGCAUGUCGCCUGGUAGCAGGAGAGCCGAGUUCCCUGUAUAUUUGUAUAUAUGUAUGCAGUUUUUUUUUUAUUAUUAUUAUUCAUUAUUUAAUUUCUGAUCGUUUUUUUAAAGAAAAAGUAUUUUUUUGCAGAAAUUCUUCAAUAGGGGUUCGGGUAACUUUGCUAUUUAAGCUAUUUGGAAGUCAGUUUAGGUUUUUACUGAAAACGCGCUGAGUUUAUACGCACAGGUGUUAAAAAGACGAAUUCUCGUAGUGUUUCUGUAUGAUCCGAUAGUGAAAUUUCCUUCUCUGAAUUGGGGGAUGGGGAGGCGAAAACACCUUUUGUACGAAAAAGAGGAAUAGCUACAGUAACAUUCGACAUUCUGUUUGAAUAAAUUUCUGCUCUCCGAUAAAAUGAGUUUAGUCCAUUUCGUAUUUCUUCCCAACCCCUUUCAUUUUGCAAGCCUUCAUGAAGUCAUGUUGUUUCACCAAGUUCUAGAAUAGCUCAGUUUAUGGUCAGCUUAAUUCUUGCAAGCAGCCAGUGAUUUGUCUCCACCCUCUAGGCCAGGGGUAGCAAAACUCGAUUCCAUUGAGGGCCACAUCAGGGUGUGUUUGACCCUGGGGAGCUGGGUGGGCAUGGCCAGGGUUGACAUGGCCAGCUCAACACUCUUGUUGGGGGCUCUGUGGUGUCUCAAACCCUCUCCCAUGAAAAUGGGCUCCCAAGCUCCACUUUUGCCUGCGAUGGCCACCUACGACCCUCUGCCAGUGAAAAACAGAAUUCGGGAAAGCUGCAUGAGCUCCCUUUUUACUGGCAGAGGCACCGCGUGCGGGCAGAUCAGGCCCCCGGGCCUUGAGUUGACACCCCUGCUCUAGACGUCUGUUGAUUUCUCACCAUGCAACAGUUUUAGUUCUCGGCCAAUGACUGUAAUUGAGCCUGAAAUACAGACAUGUGACUGUGAACAGGGGGCGACUAUUGGAACUUUGGAAUUAGGGUCAUAAGUCUCUCUUUCCAGGAGAGAUUGUAAUUGCAACAUUCACAAAGCAGCCAGUCAUAAGUGGAGGACUACCUGUGUUCUUAACUGACCAUAUAUUUAUUUUAACCUCUCCAGAGUGGUGGGUGGCUUUAGAAAGGGACUAAAUAAGUAAUCCCUAAAAUUUGUGGCUUUGUAAAUCUUGAGGAACUGCUUUCAUUUGCAUCCACAGGGACCAAACACCUAAUUGGUCCGGUGGCAUAUAUUAUAAUGGCAUCAGAAAUAAAAUAAAACAACCAGUGCCUACUUCUUAACAUUUGCACAUCCAACAUCAGGAAGCAAAUGCAAAGUUUGCGUUGGGGUAAGAUGGCAGGUGUCUGUCAGGCACAAGAAAAUCAGAAGCCGGGAUAGAGCGCAAAAACACUACGAGUUUAUUCCAUGCUACUUAUAUAAGAAUCUGAUCUACCAACAGUCAAGGCUAAUUGGUGCCAGGUAAGAGUUAAUGGAUUUUUUGGGGGUGGGUGGGUGGAAGACUUUUGUUUCUUACCUCAGCGUAGUGAAUUCCAAACUGAUGAAUGCAUUUGACUCCACCUUCGUAAACAACCUGAUCAUCUACAGUCUCCUCAUUCUUGUUAUCAGCUGGACAGUUACUAAACAUUUUUUAUUAGCUGUGUAAAUUCAAUGCCACCUGACUUGGUUAAUAAGUGAAUUGGUUUUCUGAAUUGGCGCCAUUACACUGAAGCACAACUAACUAAAGACACCAAGAUUACCCAAAAGGU
Molecule: messenger RNA, 2914 nt
Organism: Thamnophis elegans (Western terrestrial garter snake)
Lineage: Eukaryota; Metazoa; Chordata; Lepidosauria; Squamata; Natricidae
Gene: MRGBP
Product: MRG domain binding protein
Biological process (GO): regulation of transcription by RNA polymerase II
Cellular component (GO): nucleus; NuA4 histone acetyltransferase complex
Source: RefSeq, a predicted model, not a curated record